Xyrauchen texanus (razorback sucker) is the source of this 3478-nucleotide messenger RNA. Its product is annotated as ski-like protein. The record is from RefSeq and is a predicted model, not a curated record. The transcript has 7 exons. Gene Ontology annotation, molecular function: DNA-binding transcription factor activity, RNA polymerase II-specific; RNA polymerase II cis-regulatory region sequence-specific DNA binding; SMAD binding. Gene Ontology annotation, cellular component: nucleus. Gene Ontology annotation, biological process: negative regulation of BMP signaling pathway. Bases 307 to 2253 code for a protein of 648 amino acids. NCBI's taxonomy places the organism in Eukaryota, Metazoa, Chordata, Actinopteri, Cypriniformes, Catostomidae.
UUGUUGGGUUGUGGAUUGACGUUGAGAGUCUAUCAGCAUGAAGUCCGCACGGCUGUUAUCAGUGGUGGGGCUACGGGCGCUCGGUCGGCUGUGAACUCUUGAGUCGGAGUCCCGUGAUUUAGAAUAUAAGUAAUUCACGCGCUCUUUUUCUCUUCUCGUCAAAGAAUCGAGAAAUUGUCACCUUAGAUUUAAAGUCAUCUGGGUCGUUGACGGUCCUUCACCAUGAUCCACUUAUAAGAGCCCUGCCAUCUUGAAAACUUCCUCUGUGCAUCUGAAGACCACUUACCGCUAUCCAUAAACAGCAUUAUGGCAACCACUUUGAAUAUCCACCAAGUCCUCCCCAAGGACCAGGCACUUCUUAAAGUACCAAUAAAGAGGUUGAUGAGAUGCAAUGGUGUAGACGGCACACCCAUGAAGAAACGUGUGAUGGCUGCUCUCAAUCUGUCCUGCAAAAAAAUCCCAGAAACCUCUCUUGGCUCCAGCGUUGCUUGUGGGGAUCAGGUGUCCAAGGCAACAAACGCGGUGGAGUCCAAUCCAGAUCUCAGCCCUGGUUUGAAACACACCCUAGCGCAGUUCUCUCUGAGCAGCCAGUGUUCUCUUGGUGGCCCAGCUGCAUUCUCUGAUCAUCAUGGUCAGCAUAAGCUGGCGCCCCCUCUGGCUCAGGGAGGUGUGGUGGGGGGGCCCCUACUAGUUCCUCCUGACAGCUCCACAGAUCUUGGCCUCUGCAGUCUGGAGGGCGAAUCCAUCUCUUGUUUCUCUGUGGGAGGUGAACUGCGUCUCUGUCUGCCCCAAAUGCUAAACACAGUUCUGCGGGAGUUCUCCUUGCAACAGAUCAACUCAGUGUGUGACCAGUUGUAUUUGUACUGUUCCCGUUGUGAUGCCACACAGUUGCAUGUCCUCAAAAUGCUGGGUGUCCUUCCUCCAGGGACUCCAUCCUGUGGCCUUAUCACAUUGACCGAUGCUCAGCGCCUUUGCAACACAUUGCUCCAUCCAGGUGAGGAUCUCUCUCAUGAGUCACACAAAUUCUAUGUUGUUGGAGAUGAGAAAGACAAAGAUUCUGAGGAAUCAGGAGGAUUUUGGGUGGAACACCAAUGUCUGGGGAAGUGUCAAGGCCUGUUUGUGCCCCAGCUUUACACCAGCCAGGAUGCACCCUGUAUCCAUUGCUCCCAGUGCCGAAAGCUCUUCUGCCCCGAGCGGUUUGUCAUGCACUCCCACCGACAGCCAGACAAACGCACAUGCCACUGGGGCUUUGACUCAGCCAAGUGGGCCUGCUAUCUACAGCUAGCACACAGACACUUGGGAACAGCGGAUGUAGAGAAGCUGCAGAAGACUCUGGAGGAUAUGAAGGGGAAAUACCAGCAGGAGAAGCAGCAUCCACAUCAGGGAGUAUCUUCACCUGCUUUUGUGUUCGACUCACAUUUGAUUGCCAGUCUGAAAGAGGACCCCAAUCAUGACUUGAUGUGGCAAAGUUGUUACCAGUACAUGCCAGACAGGCUGGCAGGUAACAACUUGGCACAACACCCUUGGUGUGUGCCUGAAAAGGAAAUGGGUUCUCCAAGAAUAGAGACGCUGGGCGGUUCAGCCAAACAUGGAGACUCUCAGGGUGACAAGAGACAAGAUGUAGACAACUCUGACACAAAGAUGCACCCAUUUUCAGGGCAGAAAAAAACAAGUCACACAAAUGGCCAAUCUGAGGAUGGCAGUCCAGAUGAAUGGCAGAAGUUAUAUAUGCCAGAUUGUAAGCGGCCUGUUGGUAUUAAUGCAGAGCACAGUCAGGACGGCAUGGUGAUGGAACUCCUUCAGAUGUACAGUGCUCAACAUGAGAAACUUCUCUCGACGCUACUCAGACAGAAACAGCUUGAAAAGGAGCUGGAGGCUCUGUGUCCAGGUGAAGCCAUAGAAAACCGUGACCUGCAUGGAGAACUGGAGGCUGUGCAGACUGAGCAUGCUCAGAGGCUGGGCGAGGUCCAACAGGAACAGAGAAAGCUGAAGUCUCGACUCGACCAGCUGAGGCAGCAAGGCUGCAGAUGCUAUGAGCUGGGUACAGAGCAACACCAAGAAACCAUCUAUGCCAAACAGUUAUCAGAACUGCGUCAAAGGCUGGAUCGUGCUGAGGAAGACCGUGAGGAGCUGCAGGAGGAGCUACGCAGGGAAAGGGAGGCCAGAGAAAGGCUGGAGCGUACCAUCUCUGAGCUUAAACAACAGAUGAGGGAGUCUGUCCCCCCUGCUUUAGUUGACAGCCUCAGCCUCUAGUGACACACUUAUGUCAUUGAUGCCUUAAGAGUGAUCUACAGAUCAAAUCUCCAAUGUGCAACCUGAAUUCUAUUGACCUGUGGUCAAUAUUUUUUGGAAUGGUGUCUCGGAUGCCAAGUCAUUUUUAUUGCAGUUCUAUGGAAAAAUUAAGGAUCGUCAUAAGUUCAGAGGUUCUAUUAUGUGAACUUGUUGAAAAAUAGUAACUAUUGGGUUGAAUAAAUUUUUUUGAGACAUGAAUAUGGAUCGUUGGAAUUUUUAAACUAAUUUAGUGGACAUUACCAGUGGUGCAAACCACUAACCUGCAAGCAUACAAUCAACACUAUUUUGGUUUAUCAGUGAGAGCAUUAACAACUGAUAGCGAAAUCAAAAAAAAUUCUGAAAAAAUUUCUUAUUCCAUCACAACUCAUAUAUUGUUUUUUUUAAUGUAUUCAUCAUUUAUGGUUAAAUGUUAUGUGAAUAGUAUUGUCAAAUUAUACAUAUUUAACAUUCUUUUUGUCAUAUACAUUUAUGUUUUCUGUAGUCUAUGCUCAGUAUGAAUGUACAAUAUAUAGCAUGUGAUGAAUAUGUUAAAAAAUAUGGAUAUAUACAGUAUAUACUGUUUACACUGUGGUAUGAAUUUAAGUUCAAAUUCUGUAUAUAACAGAAAAUGUUUUCUAAGCCAUUUCCAGUGAAUGUUACCUCUUUAAUAACCACCAAAAAUUUUCUCUCUCAUUUUUUAAGAAUUUGAGAACACACAAAAAAUCUUUAAACUUGAAAAAGUUUAAACGUUAAAAGUGAUAUACUUGUUGGCACAUCAUUUGCAGCUUAAGAAUAGGAAAUGUUCUUAUCCCUGUACUUUAGAUUCUAUAAAUGUCUAGACAAACAAGGUCUACGUGUACUUUGCUCUGAGAGAUAUGGUAUUCCCACGCAUGUGGGGAAAGUAAAUGAUUCAUUGAUAUUGUUUGCUGUAACUGACAAUCAAUGUCUAUCUGUAAUUUAUUUCAUAUAUAAUUCUUAACAGUUAAACCGAAUUAAAUAUUUGCUACCUCAGAUGAAUUCAUACAAAUAUAUACAUACAAACACAUAAUAUAAGUUGUGUAUUCGCAAGUUGAUUAUUGUGUAUAGGUGUGGAUUGAUGGAGUAGUCAGAUGAUAAAUAUCUCUGCUGCUGCUAUGACGUUUCAUCGAAUGGGUUUCAUUCUUCUUUUAUUUCUUUUUCCAGAUGACCUUACGAUGCAUGUGAGAUU